This is a messenger RNA of Cuscuta campestris, 6391 nucleotides long. The record is from the annotation of a GenBank genome assembly. NCBI's taxonomy places the organism in Eukaryota, Viridiplantae, Streptophyta, Magnoliopsida, Solanales, Convolvulaceae.
GCAAAAAAGCGGGUUGAAGGCUCGAAGAACAAACGCAAAAACAGAAAAAAAAAUCUAAUCUUCUCCGGUACCGGCGCGACACAGAUUUCCGGGGAGAGCAGUAUCCUAUUUGGACUGCUCUGUUGGAAAGAAUGGAGUAAACAAAACAAAGAUUCAAGAUAAUUGCUUUCGCCGGUGAUCGGCAGCUAAGCUACUCCGCCGUCACCUAUGGCGGAGCUCGAUCUCGAAUCCAUCCUCCAUUCACACUCUCACGCCGCCUCUGACGACGAAGAAGACGAAGGCCAUUUUUUCCAUCGCCGAACCGUCGAUGAAAUCCUCCUCAACCACGCUUCUUCAUCUUCAUCGUCUUCUUCGCCCUCGCAUACGCCUCCGCAUUCUCCUUCCACCGUGUAUCGGCGGCAGGCACAAUCCGACUGCAGCUCUGUCUCUUCAUCUUCCGAAACCCUAAGAUUGCCUCAUUCGCAGUCGCUGUCAUCUUCAGAAUUGAAACCGUCUGGUUCAAUUAUCAGUGGAAUAAAGUCCGACGAUUUCUCUUAUUCGCCUCAGUUUCUCGCGGGGGUCAUCAGAUCAAAUGCCAAGCCUGGGGCUGCUCUGGCGGCUGCUGCUGCGGCUUCGCGCUCCUUCCCCACCCGCAAAGCCGCCGCAAUUAGGAGAGCGGUCUCCAGCUCCGUGACCCAGCAUGAUGCUGAUGUUGUCUCUUUGGUGGCCACUGAAGGUGUAUCUUCAUUUGAGGUCACUCAGGCUGUUACACUGGAUAAUUGCCCACCUGCUCAAUUGCAAAUGACUAACCUUUCUGAUUCUAGUGGGGAUUUGGUUGAUGAUUCCAUCCAAGCUCAGGAAAGUUCGAGGGGAGGAAGUGGAGUUUUUGCUAAAGGUGAUGAUGAUAAUGAUGGUGGUUUAUUAGUUUCCAGGGCUGAUAAUUCCAGCCAAGGUUCCUCCACUUCCCCGGUUGAAACCAGCAUUCGUUCCCCCAUCAGAACUGAAAUGUUCUUUGAUAUUGCUGGGGAUUCUGUAGAACCAAAGUUACUGGCGAAUGAAGUUAUGAAUGUGCAUGCCGAAACCGCCUCUAAUGUAGAGGGGAACCUUGAUGAUGAAGUGACCCCAGCUGUUCAUGAGAGGCAUCAAGACAAAAUGGGGUCCGAGCUUGGGGAUCAUGAUGUUCUUUCUGAAGGCGGAGAUGAUAGUUCUGAUAAUGGUUUUGCUGAUACAUUGCAAGAGAAACAAAUGCAAGAGGAGGGAGAGAGUAGUGUAAUGGUUACAGAGAAGAAAGUAGUGCCUUCAUUAAGCCCUAUUGAGCAAGCAGAAGAACUUGAAAAGAAGCAGACAUUUGCAGGAAUGUACUGGGAGGAAGGUGCUGCUGCACAACCUAUGAUGCUUGAGGGCAUUCGCAGGGAAUCUACUCCCUUGGGAUACUUUGACGUUAAUGCAGAAAAUGCUCUUACUCGCAUCUUUUCUUCAGAGAAGUUCAGGCAAGAUCAUGGCUCCCCACAGGUUCUGGCAGUUCACCUCAACUACAUAGCAGUGGGAAUGUCAAAAGGGCUGGUUGUCAUUGUGCGCAGCAGAUAUACACCUCUUCAUGCUGAUGACAUGGAUUCAAAGAUGUCGAUGCUGAGUUUACCUGGGGAGAGGGCUCAUGUUCCUGUAACAUCUUUGUGCUUUAAUCAUCAGGGGGACUUACUCUUUGCAGGAUAUGGUGAUGGACAAUAUACCGUGUGGGAUGUGCAGAAGGCAUAUGAUGUUAGAACUAUGACUGAACAUAAGGCCCCAAUAGUUCACCUUUUUAUUUUAAGUCAAGAUUCUCGCCAGUUUUAUGUGGUCAGUGGUGACUGUAAGGGUAUAGUUAAAUUGAUCCGCUUUUCAGUGCCAUGGCUCAAUAGAAUUUCAAUUUCUAAAUCAACGAAGCUGCUAGAUGAAACAACAAGCACUGUAGUUUGUGCUUCUCCAUUACUCUUUGGAGAUUCUCUGGGAAGUGCUCUGACACCUUCUCUAGAUAAUACUACAGUUCCUAGUGGUGGUGUCGGUAGUAUGAUGGGAGGCAUGGUUGGUGGAUAUACUGGGUGGAAACUUUUUGAUGGACCUUCUCAGGGUGAUGAAGGUGUGGUCGUAUUCGUCAGUCACCAGUCUGCUCUAGUGGCUAAAGUGAUUCCUGAUAUAAAGGUUUAUGCUCAACUUCCCAGACCAAAUGGUGUUAGUGAGGGUUCCAUACCCUAUGCUGCUUGGAAAUCAUUUGUGUCUGCUGAAUCAUCACAUAGAGUUUCACUGCUUGCAAUUGCAUGGGAUCGGAAAAUCCAAGUUGCCAAGUUAAUAAAAUCAGACCUAAAAGUUUGUUGGGAAUGGGACCUGGAUAGUUCAGCAGUUGGAGUCGCAUGGCUGGAUGAUCAGAUGUUGAUAAUUCUUACAUCAAUGGGAAAGCUAUGUUUGUUUGAAAAAGAUGGAAAUAUGAUCCACCAGACAAGUUUCUCCACUGAUGGGCUUCAAGGAGAUGAAGCUCAUCACAAUUGUAUAGCUGUUAGGGGGGCCAGUGUAUACAUUCUAGGAACAUCACAGCUUGUUGUCUCUCGCCUCCUCCCUUGGAAGGAGAGGAUAGAAUUUAUGCGAAGAGCAGGUGACUGGAUAGGUGCAAUGAGCAUGGGAAUGGCACUCUAUGAUGGCCAAGCUUAUGGUGUAAUUGACCUCCCUAGAAGUUUAGUUGACAUUCAGAAGACUGUUAUGCCAUAUCUUGUUGAGUUAUUAUUGUCAUAUGUGGAAGAGGUAUUCUCAUACAUAUCAGUAGCUUCCAACAGCCAAAGUGGGAAGUUGUGGCAAUCAGAUAAGUCAAAUGAUAGGGACCAACAAAUGCCUCCUGAAAUUAAGGAGCAGUAUGCACGUGUUGGUGGCGUUGCUAUUGAAUUCUGUCUCCAUAUCAAGAGAACUGACGUCCUCUUUGAUGAAAUAUGGAAAAGAUUUGAAAAUGAAAAACAACAAGUGUUUCUGCCAUUUGUGGUUGAUGUAUGUGCAUCUCUCUCUCUCUCUUUCAAUGUUUUUCAUCCUGUUAAAAGGGCGGAUCAUGGUUGUUCAUUUCCUCCAUCUGAUGCAGAUACAUUCUUAGAGCUUUUAGAGCCAUACGUAUUGAAAGAUAUGCUCGGUUCUCUACCACCAGAGAUUAUGCAAGCGCUAGUGGAACACUAUAGCAACAAUGGUUGGUUGCAGCGAGUUGAACAAUGUGUUCUUCACAUGGAUAUUUCAUCCUUAGAUUUCAAUCAGGUUAUUCGCAUAUGCAGGGAACACAUGUUGUAUGGAGCAGUGAUAUACUUGUUCAACAAAGGUCUUGGUGAUUUCAAGGCACCCCUGGAGGAGCUAUUUUCAGUUAUAAGAAUUAGCAAAGGAGACACGGCUGCGCGACUUGGGUACAAGGUGCUUGUUUAUCUGAAAUAUUGUUUCCAGGGUCUUGCUUUUCCCCCUGGGCAUGGAACUCUAUCCACAGAAAUCCUUCCAUUGCUUAGGAAAGAGCUUGUGCAUUUUCUAUUGGAAGGCUCUUGCACAUCCAGUUCAUUGGCGAUUACAAGCUUUACAGUCAAUGAGCUACACCCAAACUUGCUCUAUCUAUUACAAUUAGAUACUCAAGCUACAUUAGAUACACUGCGAUUUGCAUUUGUUGAAGAUGAUCCACAAUUUAACCAUGUUUCCGGUGAUUCAACCAAUUUAUACACCAAUUCUGCUGAAGUAAAGGGUUUGUCUGAAGGUCAAAAUCUAGUCCAAGAACUAAUAGGUGUCUUAGCUGAGAUUCUUGAUGCAAAUUUGUUCCAAAGUAGCAACCCUUGUAGCAAGGAUGAUGGUAUAUCCAUUGAUAGAUGGCCUUCAGAACGAGAGAGAACCCAUAUCUUGGACUUCAUUGCUUACUUUGUUUCUUGUGAGAAGGCUAAAAUCUCAAGAGGUACUCUAAGUCAGAUUGCUGAAUACUUGACUUCUCGAACCGAUUCCUCAAUUAGUGUCUCUGAGAGUAAGGCAGUCUUGAAGAGAAGACAAAAACAAUUGGUUUCACUUCUUGAAAUAUUGCCAGAGGAUGAAUGGGAUACUCCUAACUUGUUACAUUUAUGUGAGAGGGUUCAGUUUCAACAGGUUUGCGGCUUAAUUCAUUCUAUCAGACAUCAGUAUCUUGCCGCUUUGGACAGCUAUAUAAAAGAUAUGGAUGAACCAAUUCAUGCCUUUUCAUUUAUUCAUGACAUGCUGCAUCAAGUGGGAAACAGAGAUUCUGAUGCUUUCCGCUCUGCAGUAUUAUCUCGAAUUCCUGAUCUUGUCAAACUAAGCAGGGAGGCAACUUUCUUCUUGGUUGUUAGCCAUUUUGAAGAGAAGUUUGAAUACAUUUUGUCCAUGUUACGUUCUCAUCCAGAAAGUCUCUUCCUUUACUUAAAGACACUCUUUGAGAUUCAAUCUAGCAAAACCCUCAAUUUUUCUUCAAUAAGAAACGAUAAUGUUCUAGAAUUUCCUUGUCAGAACAAGGGAACACAUCAGUCAGAAAAGAUUCAAACCUAUCUGGAAGCACUGUCUACAUGUCCAAAAGUAAUGCAAGACUAUCCAUUUCUUAUGACUGAUGAAAUGACAGAGUUAUAUCUUGAGCUUUUGUGUGAGUAUGAACGCAAUUCAGUUUGCAAAUUCUUGGAGAGUCUUGAAAGCUAUAGGGUGGAACAUUGUUUACGCUUGUGCCUGGAACAUGGAAUUAGAGAUGCAGCUGCUUUCUUGUUUGAAAGGGUUGGUGACAUAGGAAGUGCACUUUCCCUCUUACUUGACAGCCUUGAUGAAAAGUUCAUCACACUUGAUGCUUCUAUUGAAGAGGAGCUUUGUGAUGCCCAGUUGAAGCAUUUUAAUCAAAUGUUAGAGACAAAAGAGGUCAAUGACAUACUUGAAAUGGUGCGCAACUGUAUCUUGAUGUGCCAACGAAAUAGCCCCAGACUUGAUCCUGUUGAAUCUGAAGGCCUGUGGUUUGAGUUGCUUGUUUCGUUCUGUGAACCUUUAAUGGAACCAUAUAGUGGAAAUAUAAAGGACCAAGGGGCUUGCAGGAUCAAGUGGAAAGUCUCUCAGUCUCAUAAGAAUGCAGAAGUUCUGAGGAAAUUGCUCUCCUUCUUUAUUAAAGAGAUUGCUGAGGGAAUGAUCGGAUAUGUCCGCCUACCAACUAUCAUGCUAAAACUGCUUUCUGAAAAUGGUAGCCAGGAAUUCGGAGAUUUUAAAACCACCAUAAUGGGGAUCCUCGGAACCUUCGAUUUUGAAAAAAGAAUUUUGGACACUGCGAAAUCCUUGAUCGAGGAUGAUACGUAUUAUACCAUGAGCUUACUGAAGAGGGGGGCUGUUCAUGGCUAUGUCCCUCGGAGCCUUGAGUGCUGUGCGUGCAAUUUUCUUCUAUCCAGAACUUCUUCUAGUGUUCAAAUUUUCCGCUGUGGUCACGCAAUGCACCUGCAUUGUGAACUUCCAGAUAACGGCGAACCCUCUAAAGUUUCAUCUGUUGGAUGCCCAGUUUGUGUGCCUAGAAAGAGUUCUCACAGGUCAAGAAGUAAAUCGAUGUUCUCAGAGAAUGGAUUGGUGAGCAAGACUUCAAGAUCUCAGCAAGGACAUGGGAUAAAUGCAUUGCACCCAUAUGAAAAUGAUUUUCUUGACAUCUCCUCUGGUCCCCAUCCAGUUUCAAGGUUUGAGGUCUUGAGUAAGCUUCAGAAAGACCAGAGGCCGUCACAUAUAGAAGAAAUGCCUAAUCUGAGACUAGCACCGCCUGCUCUUUACCACGAAAAGGUAAACAAAAGGAUAGACUUCCACACCGGGGAAAGCUCAUCGAAUGUGGAGAAACCAAACAAGUUCACGGACAAAAAAUUGAAGGGAUCUGCGAUAAGGUUCCCCUUGAAAUCAAAUAUAUUCGGCAAAGGGAAGAGUUUAAAGCGAUGAUCUACCAGAUUUUGCAAAAUGCAAAAGGGUCUUUUAGUCCUGGAGACAGGUAGCUGAUGAAGAUGGAAAUAUACAGAAUGCAAGGACAAUAUUUCCUUCUGGGAUAAAAACAAAGAGUAAAUUCCACAAAUAGCCAUAUAUCAUUAAAGAUAUUCCACAUUUCAUCUACUAUAUGAAAUUCAAUCAGGUCCAUUUAAAUUAUAGACAACAACAACAACAACAACCCAGUUGGAUCCCACUACAGUAGGGUCUGGGAUUUAAAUUAUAGACAUUAAAUACUCCGUAUGAAUUAAGGUCUUUAAAAAUUUGGAACAUUACUAAUUCUAGUCCUUUGUUAUAGUGUAUGAUUUUGAUGGGAAUGGACAAUAAUUGGCAAUGCUCACAAUUAACACAAACCUCCAAUGGAACUUCAAUAAUAGUCAACUCAAUGUGGAAUGUUUCUAAAUAUAGAUGAUUAUUUGUGAAUUUUAUUGUGGAAGAGGGG